UCGGAUUACGGUACGCUACACGGUCCUCGUGCGCUGCAAUAGGACUGGUGACGCCAUCAAGCAGCGACACGCUCGUGCGUAUGUUCCGGUUGUUAGGUACACAGACUGCGUUGUGGUGAUGCGAGAAAUAUCCGAGGAAAUUAGAUAGUCAGGGGCACUAUGGUCUGAUGGACCGCCGCUUCUUCCUGACCUUUCUCAUCUGCUCCGCACUGUGGAUCUUCUUCUGGGAAGUGCGCUGGAAGAAAGGCAAAGACGGUCAGAUUGAGGAAUGGCUACGAGGACACAGUCUUUUUCAAUACAAGCAUUUAUUUGAAGAUGUGCAGACACUGGAGGAGCUGAGUCUGAGUGUACUGAGUCGCUUGGAAGAGGUGGUGAAGGAACAACAGAGCUGGAGGGAAAUCGCUGAGGCUCAUAUUCGGCUGCUCCGAGACUUUGCCUUCCAAGAGUGGCUUUGUUCUCAGAACCUUGGACACUUUUACAAAACGCUGAAGACUUUGGGUUAUAUGAAUCUGGAUGACCUGUCACAGUUCGACAGUCAGCUGCACCUCUCCCUAGCCGCCUGGGGGUACUAUUACGAAGACUACAUCAAGUUGUCGACAGGCAUCAAGAUCCUCCAGACCUCACGGAGGAGUCGGGACCAGGACUACGAGAUCCAGCUCGUGCACAGUCUAGCUGAAAGGCGUCUGAAUGAGAAGUGGUCAAUCGCGGGGGCACUCCUAUUUGGCUGUACUGUGGCGCUGUGCUUCUUGAUAAGGGACCUCAUGUUUUACGUGAUUGGUGGAAUUACUGUUUCCAUCAUUGCAUUUGUCUUCACCAUCAAGUUCCUGUGUGAGCUUGCAGCCAGGGUUGUCAGCUUCCUGCAGAAUGAGGAUCCAGGCCGCCGCGGCGACCGCAGCAUCUAUGAUUAUGUGCGGGGCAACUACUUGGAUCCACGCUCCUGCAAGGUGUCCUGGGAUUGGAAGGAGCCACAAGAAGUGGGGCAGACGAUGAGCUUCAGAGUGCAACUGUUCUAUAAGAAUGGCCAGCCUUUCCCAGCCCAUCGGCCAGUGGGGUUGAGGGUCAACAUCACCCACAUUGAAUUGGCUCUGGACAUCCCUGUUACACAAGAAGUCUUACAAGAACCAGAGUCAAACGUGGUCAAAGUAACUUUUACCGUGCGCAAGGCUGGCCGUUACGAAGUCGCUGUCAAGCUUGGUGGCCUCAACGUGGCCUACAGCCCUUACUAUAAAAUCUUCCAGCCAGGUACGGUCGUUCCAUCCAAGACUAAGAUAGCCUACCAUUUUUCGACGCUGGUGUUAACACACAGCCAGCAGCACACUUUGCAGAUUGAGCCCCGAGAUGAAUAUGGAAACCCUACGAGUAACUCCACAUCACUCACAGAUGAGGCCAACUACAGCAUCCACGUGCACUCUCUGGGCACAGUGGAUGAGGACAGCUCGGAGGCCAACUACUAUAAGACAGUCUCCCUCACCAAGCAGCAGUGUCAGGUUCUGAUGAAACUGACCCUGUGGAAGACCGGCUGCUUUAGGGCCCGCAUCGCCUACCUGGAUCAGCCACUCAGCAAUGGGGAAUUUGACAUUAUUGUUCUCAAUGAGAAUGAGAAGGCCUACGUGGAGAAGAAUGUGUCCACGCCGGGCAACAGCAUCUACUUUGAGGCUUACUUCUACAGCAACGGGAACUACAGCAGCUCCCCGUGGCAACUACCUGCCUCGUCUUUGCUGGCACCGCAGAGGAGGCCGUCCAUGGGCGAGGAAGAGGACGAGCACGACUCUCCUGUGGAGGGCCAAUCCGAGAAAGUCAAGAAACCAAAAAAGGUCUAUUGUUACAUAUCGCCAAAGCAACUAUCUGUGAAGGAGUUUUACCUGAAAAUUAUUCCGUGGCGCCUUUUUACCUUUCGAGUUUGUCCUGGAACAAAGUUUAGCUACCACGGUCCCGACCCUGUUCACAAAUACCUAACGCUCGUGGUCGAUGAUGGAAUACAGCCACCCGUGGAGCUCAGUUGCAAAGAAAGGAACAUCAUGGCCGCUACAUUCAUUCGCUUUCUCCACAAAAACAUAGGUGGCUCAGAAACAUUUCAGGACAAGGUGAACUUCUUUCAACGUGAACUCAGGCACAUUCACUCCAAGCGACCUCGUACCAAGACCUGCCUAAAAAUCACCCGGCACUCCAUUCUCGAUUCAUCCCUAAAGGCAACGCGGAACUUCUCAGUGUCAGAUUGGAGUAAAAACUUUGAGGUGAUCUUUCAAGACGAGGAAGCUCUGGACUGGGGAGGCCCACGCAGGGAAUGGUUUGAGUUGAUAUGCAAGACCCUCUUUGACACCUCCAACCAGUUAUUCACCCGCUUCAGUGACAACAACCAAGGCCUGGUACACCCGAAUGCCGACCGACCACCGCACUUGCGACUGAAAAUAUACGAGUUCGCUGGCCGGGUGGUUGGGAAGUGCCUGUACGAGUCUGCGCUUGGCGGGGCCUAUAAACAGCUGGUCCGAGCUCGCUUCACGCGCUCUUUCUUGGCCCAAAUCAUCGGUCUAAGGAUGAAUUACAAGUACUUUGAGACGGAUGACCAGGAGUUCUACAAGACCAAAGUGUGUUUCAUCUUGAACAAUGACGUGAGCGAAAUGGAUCUGGUGUUUGCCGAGGAGAAGUACAACAAGUCCGGCCAGCUGGAAAAGGUGGUGGAGUUGAUCUCGGGGGGAGCCCACAUUGCAGUUACCAAUGAAAACAAGAUGCAUUAUCUCAACCUGCUGGCACAAUACAGGCUGGCCAGUCAGGUGAGAGAUGAGGUUGAACACUUUCUGAAAGGUUUGAAUGAAUUGGUUCCAGAAAACCUGCUUGCCAUAUUUGAUGAGAACGAGUUGGAGCUGCUGAUGUGUGGCACCGGCGACAUAAAUGUGCAGGACUUCAAGGCCCACGCUGUGAUCGUGGGUGGAUCGUGGCAUUUUCGGGAGAAGGUGAUGAAGUGGUUCUGGGCGGUGGUGUCGAGCUUCACCCAAGAGGAGCUGGCUCGCCUCCUGCAAUUCACCACCGGCUCCUCCCAGCUGCCUCCUGGAGGCUUCAAUACCCUGUGUCCCUCUUUCCAAAUCAUUGCUGCGCCGACACACAGCACCCUGCCCACCGCACACACCUGUUUCAACCAGCUGUGCCUGCCCACCUACGACUCAUACGAGGAGCUGCACAAGAUGCUAAAGCUGGCCAUCAGCGAGGGCAGCGAGGGCUUCGGCAUGCUCUGACCCGACCCAGGAGGAACCAGCCACAAAUCUGCAUCUGAACAGAGAAUUGUAAAGUCUUGUUGGGGUGGGAAGGUGUCACCAGAAGCCUUGCCAACGACUGCGCUGGAAUCCCAUGAACUGGUAUAUGUAUAUAAAAACACAUUUCUUUUUCAAGAGGAACCCACAGACUGUCAAAAAAGGGGCUGAGGUUUAAGCUUCUUCUGUUGUUAAUGCUGAGGUUAGCUGUUUUUUUUCCUAUAUGUGAAUGUUAAUGACAUUAGAGCAAAGGCCUUGAGUAUUAUUGUACAAGCUGAGGAACACUAAAGUUGAGGCAGCAGCUUACACGUGAUGUGGGUGGAAUCUGCAUCACGAGCACUUUGGCCUUAAACCAUCAGGGACUGCCGUGUGUUUGUAAAUAGACCGUCACUUUUAUUUCCUUGUACAUAUGAGUGUGCACACAAGAUGGGCCACACCGAGUAGAAACAAAAAUAAAUCAAGGUUUGCAAAAUGAACCGAAAAGUAGGAGUUCAAAAAUAAACCCAUAAUAAUUUAAGAAUGAGGUUGAAUUUUUAUGUGAUACUUGAAAGGAUAAAUGUGACCAGCGAUGAGAAUUUUUUAGAUUAAAUAAAUAUGUUGCAAUGGAUCUGAAUUAUUUAACAAUAACACAACUUUUUUUUAAAUCAAGUCUGUUUUGUUUGUUUGGCAAACAUUUCAACUUCAAUCUUAAACGUACAACCCAUAAUCUAAUUUUAAGAUAUCCUUUAUUUGUCCUGCAAUGGGGAAAUUUACAUUUUAUCCUCAUGAUUUGGAAAUUAUUUUCCGACUGUUGUGAUAUUGUCAUUUUUCUUAACUUUGAAGUUGAUUCUUGAAAAAUGACUUAUUACUGUACUUUUAUUACCGGUACUUUUUCCCCCCAUUCCCGUUAUAAUUUUAUUGUUGAAUAUUAUUCCUCUAAAAGGGCAUAUUUUCCAACCUUAUAACUUAAUUUAAAAAAAUCUAAAUCAACAUUAUGCCUUUAGUCUAAAAAACAACUUUACUCUUGGAGCACUGCGGCUUUUUUGGCCUGUAACAUUGCAACUUUUCUGGCUUUAUUCUCGAAAUACAACUUUUUCUCCUCAUAUUCAUAACUUUAUUCCCCCAAUAAAAUGAAUCUAUUCUUGGUCAUUCAUUUUUUUCAAUGCACUAAAUGACUAAUUUUCUUUUUUUCCUUCUUUAAUAUUUCUUUUCAGAGUUUUGUCCUCAUAAUACUUUUUUCCAUUUGAGUUUUUGAAGAAGGGGUUUGAUUAAUUUCAAUGUAAUAAUUUUAUUGAGAGCUUUUUUUGUGGGUCAUAUUGAAAAGAAAUCCACUCCUAUGGUCUGAGUAUGUUUUUAGCUUGUUGUGUUUCGAGGAAAUAUUUAUGUUGAAUCCACCCUUCCGUCUUAGGAGUGGUAACGGGUUAUUGUGUUGAGUAUUUUUAAAGGCUGCCUUAUUCAUGCUUGGCCUCUGAUUGUAUCCAGAGAAGCGUACAACUGAGCGGCGCUCAACUAUGACAGGGCUCACGAGCAUGUUUUAUUAGUCACGGCCUCUUCUGGGUUUACCUCAGCACGUCCUAUCGGCCGCUUGUGUAUCCCGACACAGGUGUGCAGUGGCUUUGAGCAAACACGCACAAUUCAUAGUUGCCUCCUUUCCCCCAGCACACAACUCUCACGUAUGUUGUUGUUGAUCCGCCCCAUCGUAUAAUGCUGUUGUGUUAUUUAUUAGAAGAAUCUGCCCUAUCUUUAAGGCCAUUCUGUUGAGUUGAAAUGUAACCGCAGAUGUUAAGACAUAAAAUCAAACAUUAGGAUGUUCCACGAUCCCCUCAAGGUUUUAUUGAAUGUAGUGUUUCAAGUGGAGCGCCUAAAAGAUCUAACGUUGGAGCUUGCGGUGUGACACAAAGUAAAGUCGGACACGCUUUUGUUGCCGUGUUUGCGGGUUUUUUGGGUUUAUUUUUUGUUUUUUAAAGGAAAGGGUUUGUUUUGGUUUGUGCCAUGUAGGUUUAUGAAAAGAAAACAUCACACCUAAUAGCAGUGCUAGCAUACCUGUAUUAAAGUGGCUCUGUUACCUAAACUUCUAAAGCCCCAUUGAACUGAAUUAAGAACAAAAUGGAGAUGUGCAAGUGAUUUCAUGACCACUGACUGCUCUUGUUUCCCAGCACAAAAACGUUCAGUCUUUUUUUUUUUUUUUUUAAUACCAGGGUUUAGAUUUCUUUUGUUCAGAUACAUAUUUUUUCUCUUAACUUGCGGACGUUUCCGGCUGUCAUUCCAGCCUUCAUCAGAGCUCUCUACUGGAUUAAAAAAAAUUGUCUGAACAAAAGAAAUUUUUAAACUGGCUCAAGUUUCAAUAAUUUCUCUGUGAACUAUUGGCUGUGUAUAUUUCACCUAUGACAUUGAAGAUGAGGAGCUUUCUUACUUAUUUAUUUUUUAAUGUGAGGCCUCUGAUGAUGAAUGUUUGAGAUUUCCUGCAGUUGCUGUUAAUGGGAAUAAAAACAA
Molecule: messenger RNA, 5717 nt
Organism: Hippocampus zosterae (dwarf seahorse)
Lineage: Eukaryota; Metazoa; Chordata; Actinopteri; Syngnathiformes; Syngnathidae
Gene: arel1
Product: apoptosis resistant E3 ubiquitin protein ligase 1
Exons: 23
Coding region: 168-3230 (1020 amino acids)
Biological process (GO): negative regulation of apoptotic process; proteasome-mediated ubiquitin-dependent protein catabolic process; positive regulation of protein catabolic process
Molecular function (GO): ubiquitin-protein transferase activity
Source: RefSeq, a predicted model, not a curated record